AUGCCUCUGGGUUUGGAUACGUUGGACUUCGCGGUUCUUUGUGGACUGGCUCUUGCCGUGUGCGCCUACUUCGGCAAAGACAAGCUGAAAGAAAUCCUGGCAUCGAACAACGACGCCAUCAAGGUAAGCAACGACUCACGAGACAUUGUGGAGACGUUGCGCAACAACGACAAAAACUACUUGGUGCUUUACGGCUCGCAAACAGGCACGGCCGAAGACUACGCCAGAAAAUUCGCCAAAGAGCUGGUGGCCAAGUUCUCGCUUCGAGUCAUGUGUGCAGACGUGGAGAGCUACGACCUCCAGAACCUGAAUGAAUUGCCCAGCAACGUGGUGGUUUCGAUCUUUCUUUCGACCUACGGCGAAGGAGACUUCCCAGACGGAGCUGUCCCCUUUGAAGACUACCUAACCAACCUCAGCAGUGGGGACCUCGAAAACGUGCGCUACACGCUAUUCGGGCUCGGCAACUCCACUUACGAGUUUUUCAACGGUGCUGCCAAAAAGGCUAACAAGCUCUUGUCCGAAGCAGGUGCCACUCUGCUCGGCAAAUGCGGUGAGGCUGACGAUGGUGCUGGCACCACUGAUGAGGACUACAUGGCGUGGAAAGAAACUGUGACAGACCUAUUGAAGUCGGAACUUGCCCUCGACGAACACGAACAAAAGUUUCAGCCUAACUUCAAAUACUCAGUUCUUGAGACCUCCAAGACAGAUCCAGCUGUUUCUUUGGGAGAACCAACCUCGCAAUAUCUACCAAGUCAGCAGCUGACUUUCAGUCCUGAUGGGAGACAAACCGGGCCAUUCGACGCAACGCAUCCCUUCGUCGCCCCGAUCGUCAAGUCCAAAGAGUUGUUCCAGUGCGGUGAGCGUAACUGUAUCCAUGCCGAAUUCGACGUUACGGGCUCAAACCUGAAGUACUCGACAGGAGACCAUUUGGCUUUAUGGCCAUCGAACUCCGAUGAAAAAGUUGAGAAGUUUUUGAAAUGUUUCGGUUUGAAUCCCGAGACCGUGUUUGAAUUGAAGCCACUCGAUUCCACCAUCAAGAACCCAUUCCCAUUGCCUACAACUAUUGGUGCCGCCGUGAGACACUAUUUGGAAAUAACAGGACCCAUUUCCAGACAAUUGUUUAGCUCCAUCAUGCAGUUUGCUCCUACUGACGAAUUGAAGGAGCGCCUCAACGACCUAUCGAAGGACAAAGACGAAUUUGCCAAAGAGAUUACUGUUAAAUACCUAAAUUUGGCAGACGCUCUAUUGUACCUGUCGGACGGUGCGAAGUGGGACACUGUUCCCUGGAACUUUUUGGUUGAAUCCGUCCCACAUUUGCAACCUCGUUACUAUUCCAUAUCAUCUUCGUCUUCGAGCGAAAAACAAACCAUUCACAUCACGGCGAUUGUCGAGAACAUGCCCAACCCUGUUUCGGAAAAGGCACCUCCCGUCACUGGUGUUGCCACCAACCUGUUAAGACACAUUCAGCAAUCUCAAAACAAGGAAGACAUUUCGGCAUCUACACUGCCGGUCCACUACGACUUAUCCGGUCCUCGUGACUUAUUCAAAUCUUACAAGCUACCGAUCCACGUCAGACGCUCUACAUUUCGUCUGCCUUCGAAUCCUGCUACUCCAGUCAUUAUGGUCGGACCAGGUACUGGUGUAGCACCAUUCCGUGGUUUCAUCAGAGAUCGUACCAAGUUUGUCGAACUGCAGCCUAACGUCUCUUUGGGUAAGCACUUGCUAUUUUAUGGCUCGCGAGAUGAGAGGGAUUUCCUAUAUCAAGAGGAAUGGCCUGAAUAUAGCAAAAAAUUAGAAGGUGCUUUCGAAAUGGUGGUUGCGCAUUCCAGAUUGCCAAACAAGCCUCGCUCCUACGUUCAACACAAAUUGAUUGAAAGAGAAGACGAAAUUUUCAAGCUCAUUGCCAAUGAAGGAGCUUUCAUUUAUGUCUGUGGUGAUGCCAAGGGCAUGGCUCAAGGUGUGCAUUCCGCUUUCGUCACGAUUUUGAGCAGAGGUAAGAAAUGUACAGAGAAAGAGGCUGCUGAAAUGAUCAAGAUGUUUAAGUCUAGUGGCAAAUACCAGGAAGAUGUCUGGUAA
This is a messenger RNA of Lachancea meyersii CBS 8951, 2076 nucleotides long. NCBI's taxonomy places the organism in Eukaryota, Fungi, Ascomycota, Saccharomycetes, Saccharomycetales, Saccharomycetaceae. The record is from the annotation of a GenBank genome assembly.